Molecule: messenger RNA, 495 nt
Organism: Kalmanozyma brasiliensis GHG001
Lineage: Eukaryota; Fungi; Basidiomycota; Ustilaginomycetes; Ustilaginales
Product: DNA-directed RNA polymerase, RBP11-like dimerization domain protein
Exons: 3
Coding region: 1-495 (164 amino acids)
Biological process (GO): DNA-templated transcription
Cellular component (GO): RNA polymerase I complex; RNA polymerase III complex
Molecular function (GO): DNA binding; protein dimerization activity; DNA-directed RNA polymerase activity
Source: RefSeq, a predicted model, not a curated record
AUGUCGAAUCCGAAUCUCGCAGAGGUCAUGGGCGACGGCCCUGCCUCAAUAGCCGACAAGCUCACGCUGCUUCCAGGAUACGAGCCCGACUUUUCCGCCGUCACAUUCUGCCUCAAGGAGGAGGACCACACAUUGGGCAACUCGCUUCGCUACAUCAUCAUGAAGGACCCCCGCGUCGAGUUCUGCGGAUAUAGCAACCCACACCCUUCGGAGAACAAGAUCCACCUCCGUGUUCAGAUGUAUGAUCGCGCCUCAGCUCUGGAUGCGCUUCGAGAUGCCAUCGAGAACCUGGACCAACUCUUCGCUGCGAUCGGCGACGCAUACGAGCGCAGCCUCGACGCUGGCAACUACGAGAAGCACGUUGAGCCCAAGCUGGACCACGACAAGCUGGCUCAGAUGGCCGAGGAGGGCAAGAAGCGCCGCGCGGAAGAGCAGGCAAAGGAGGCAGAGGCACGCAAGCAGGCUGCUCAAGCUGCCGCCGGUCGUCCCAUGUGA